UGAGCAUUUGUGUAUUAUAAGCAGAGGAUAAGUGGAUAAGAAUCGUUGCCACAUAAAUCUUCUAUUGGGGUGAGGCGAAGAUGAAUCUCAAGGAAGGAAGCAGAUGAAGACGACAUCUUACUUGAACAUGGCUUCCUCAUCCAUGUCUCCUCGCUGCAUUCUCGUUACUAACCCUAAAUUACCUAAAGUCCCAUAUUUGCAUAUCACUCCCUCUUCCUCUAUUUUACCAUCGCCCAGGCAGUCAUUUCAACCAUUGAAAUUCAAAAAUCACAAUUCAAAAAGACUCUCCUCCUGUACGCCCAAAGUAGCAUCAUCAUCAUCUUCAACACCCACUCCAAGCAGAAGAACAAGAAUACCACGGACAAAUAACACAGAAGAAAUAGAAGAAGAGCAGAUCUUCUUUGAUGGGGGAGCCCACUAUGGUGACCUAGUGGCAAAUCUGAUAUUUGGGUUUUCUCUGUUAUGGAUGCCCCUCACGGUGGCAGCUGUGUUUAGGGCACUGUUCUUGAGGUACAGGUUUACCAAUGUUAGGGUCACAGUCAUAUCAGGCCUCAGUGGCUCUGAUAGAAGGGACUUCUCUUACAGCGUUAUUGAGGAUGUGCAGGUGGUGCCUCGUUUAUUUGGAGAAUGGGGAGAUAUCGUCAUCACAUUGACCGAUGGCACAAAGGUUGAUCUUCGUAGCGUUCCCAAGUUCAGGGAGAUUGCAAAGUAUUGCCUCUCCAAGGCUGGGAAGAAGGGCAACAAAUCAGUAGAGGAAGCUGCAGCUAACGCAAACAUAUUCUAGCUCAAUUCAGCAUUACUUACUGUAAUCUUUUCAACUAUUUUUCUCUUUUUUUUCUAGCUAUUCUGUAAUUUUGGGAUUCAAUGUAAAUCUCGCAAUCUGGAGCUGAGGUUUUUGUGAAUUAUUUUAUUUUUAACUGAUGUGCAAGUCACAAGAAAGAUUAUAAUAUAUCAUACUUUGUAUGAGUUAAGAAUCCUUUCUUUUUGGGUUGUCCAUUUCUUGAUGAGAUAUAAUGCAUUCAACAUUGAGCAUUGGGCAUUACAGGUUAAGGAUCACUGCCUUUUGAGUUGUCUUCCUUGAUAUCUGGGAUAUAAUACAUUCAACAUUGGCCAAGUGGGCAUUGCAUGCAAGCAGGGAAAAUACAAAAUUAGGCUUCUUGCCA
This is a messenger RNA of Cryptomeria japonica (Japanese cedar), 1163 nucleotides long. RefSeq lists its product as uncharacterized. Lineage: Eukaryota; Viridiplantae; Streptophyta; Pinopsida; Cupressales; Cupressaceae. The transcript has a single exon. The coding region runs from base 104 to 784 and encodes 226 amino acids. The record is from RefSeq and is a predicted model, not a curated record.